Messenger RNA from Helobdella robusta, 4197 nucleotides. RefSeq lists its product as hypothetical. Gene Ontology annotation, biological process: animal organ morphogenesis; positive regulation of transcription by RNA polymerase II. The record is from RefSeq and is a predicted model, not a curated record. Gene Ontology annotation, molecular function: chromatin binding; DNA binding. Gene Ontology annotation, cellular component: PR-DUB complex. The transcript is spliced from 16 exons. The coding region runs from base 1 to 4197 and encodes 1398 amino acids. NCBI's taxonomy places the organism in Eukaryota, Metazoa, Annelida, Clitellata, Rhynchobdellida, Glossiphoniidae.
AUGCAGGCACCGCUAAGCUUUCUGAUAAGAAUCUUCUCUUUAUCUUUCUCCAUCAACACAGGCAUUCAACAUUCUGCCUUUGUCGAAUGGACGAAAGUGAUGGAAAAAUUUCCUGGAGUCCCUUUAACAUCAAAAGAAAUAUGGUAUUACAUAGAAAAAGAAAAUUUAAAAGACCUCAGUUGUUCUUCAACUCCUCAAGCAUCACUGAAUUCUAUGUUGCAUGCCAAUUCAAAGGGAACUGAUGCAUUAUUCUAUAAAGUGAUUGGCAGAUCAGGACUCUAUGGACUUGCGAAUGACAUUCCAGAAGGUGCAACAAUUGUGGAGAUGGAAGAUGAAGUGGAGGACUCAUGUGAUGAUCCAAAAACAUCAGCAACUCCAUUGACUACAAGUGCUGAUGAUUGCAACAAUGAUUAUGCCAACUUCUUAUUAAACAAUAACAAUGCUCCUGAAAAGAAAAAAGAAAAGAUAACGCUUGUUCAGCUCCCUUCAAAUUUUGUGUUUCCAGUAAUUUUAAUGGAACCUCCAACAGCUGAAAAUUCAUUAGAUAUAACUGAUAGUGAAACUUCAAACAACUCAUCAAACACUAAAAGUAGUCCAACUCUUGAUGAUGCAGUUGCUGGUUCAACGAUAAUUGUCGUUGUUACAUCAAGUGCUUCUGACUGCAACACUUUGGCUUCUACAGUCACUACUGCAGCUACAAUUACUAGCGACAUCUUCUCAACAGCCUCUGUACCAAGUUCCAGCACGUUAACAUCAAAUAAGUUGAAUGUCAAAGAUUAUAUCAUCAUUUCAAACUGCAGCAGAAGCACAAAUAACGAUGAUUCAAUUUUUGACAACAAAAAUAAUAAGAAAUCUCGCAAGAGCUCGUCAGUAUGCAUUCAGUCAUUAAAUCAUUACAAGAAACGAAAAAGAAAAAGGUCGAUGAUGAAUAAUAAUUCUUUAAAUGAACAAAAUAUUAACCAACAUCUCAAAAAAGACGCUCAAGAAGUUUUAUAUAACGGAGACUCCCAGGGCACGACAGACAGCCAGGAAAGCACUGCUUCCAUCAUCAAAACUACAUCAACUACUGCAACAAUUACUACUACAACUAAUGCAACAACUGCUGUUCCUUCUACUGUUGCAAACAACAGUGCCACUACUGCAACUUCCACAUCUAAUGAAAUAUUAACAAAUGAUAAAAACAAGCCUCAAGAUAUUAGCCACCAGUCUGACAUAUCGACCAUUAAAUCGUACAUAUCUAACUCUGUGCUUUCUUCUUCUAAGAUGAGGAAACGAUCGCAAAAGCUGAGCAUGGCAGCACAGAUUCAGAAGUCGCGUCUCGGUUGUGUUGACCUCAGGACUCCAAAUUCAUUCCUCGUCAACAUCAAUUUGAAGAGUUUGUUGAAUAAGCACACUUUUUCAAUGCUGCCGGGACAUUAUCAGGAAGAGUUGAGCAAAUUGUUGCCAUCCUGUGAUCAAACUGUCAUCGAUGGAGCUUACAGGCUAGCAAACAAUACGGCUCUCAGUAAUGAAUUCUUCACGAAGGCCUGCAUGGAAUGGAGGGAGAGACUUCAAGAUGGUGAGUUCACGACGGAGAAUCAAAGUAAGCGCAAGCAUGAUGAUAAGGACUCAAACAAGCUGGACCCCUGGAAGGAGAAACAUUUUGAAGCAAGCUGGGGCGAAAAGUUGUCUGAUGUUCUUGACCCCAGUUCAUUGAAUGUUCCACCGAGCAAACGAUCUCCAUCCAUCACCUCCUCCUCUUUCCCAUCUUCGUUUUCCAUGAUACUGUCAACUACCAAUGAAUGUACAAACAAUGUUUCAUCAGCCACUUCUGGAGUGUCUGCUUCUAGACACACAGAUCGACCAAUAUCUCUAAACUUGCGGUCAUCAACGAGAGAAAUUUCUCAGCACGACAUCAGUGAAGCUUGCAUCAUCUAUGACGCCACCCACUACGUCAAACAAUUUCUCUUCAAUAUCAUCCUCGUCAUCUCCACCAUUAACUGCAACUGCAUUGUCCACAGUAGUGACACCUAUCCUAACUGCAAGUACGCCAACAACUACGUCUUUCUUUACGGCGGAAUUGAAUUCUUCCAAGUUGCAGUAUUUUCAUCGCUAGCAGUAGUCACCCAGUCCGUAACAUCUUCAUCAACAAAUCUGCUAUCACUCUACUCCUGUCCAGUUUGCUCAAGCUUAAUACCAACUUCAUCAGCUUCAUUAACUACAACAGCCGCCACAUUAUCACCAAUUAUGUCAGUUAAUGAUCAGUUCAGUUGCUCUAUCAAAAAAGAAAGUCAAAAUGCUGAAGAGAUGUACCAGAAUAACAAAAGAGCUUUCAGUGAAUUGCAGCAUUCAGAUGCUUCUCAAGAUGCAAAACGGUUGAAAUCCUUUUCCUCACCAACCAGAAUGGAGUUGUUGCAACCUGCAAAAACACUAGAAUCAAAAUACAAUGCAACAUCUCCUACUCCAGCUAAUGAUUUAUCAAAAAAUUUAAAUUCAUCUUUUUCCAGUUCUUCAGCUUCUUCUUUAUCAUCACCACAAUCAAAAUCGCCUCCUUAUAUGCUGACAGCAACUUCUGCAACCUCUCCUCUUCAACUUGCUCGCAAGCUAUUUGGCAGUCAGAACAAACAGAUUUCAGCUCCUUACAUGAGUCCCAAGCCUCAAAACCAAACACGAACCUUAGCUCAAAUCAAAGCACAAAAUCAAGCCAAACGAUCAGCAAAGAAUUUAAUGCAUCAUUUUAAAGAUUCAUCAUUUCUUAACAAUAACAACAGCAUCAACAAUCUUUCCAACAGUGACAGUAUGGCGACUUUGGAUGGUUCUCCCACACAGGUCGCUCAACUGAAAACUGAAUAUAUUUCAUCUAGUGAAACAGUUGAAUUAGCUGUAAAAAGUGUUAAUAAUGAUGGUGAAUCUCUUUUGAAAACUAAAAUGGCCUCAACUGAUAAUACGUCGAUAACUUCAUUUGCUUCAGAAGAGAAGAUUCAAAGCAGUUUUAGGUUGAACGACGAAUCUAAAUCAAAUUCAGAAUGCAAGAGUAGUUCUUUGAUGUUUUCAAGUUAUGAUAUGCAAUCAAACGAGCAACGUAUAACAAAUUCAUCGUCCAUACCUUCACAAGCUGGUUCAAUAUCUGCAGUAAUCAAAACGGAAAGAAUUGUACAACCAUCAUCUACAGCUGACGAAAGUUUUUUAACUUCAUCUUUGCUUAAAGAGUCAUAUCAUGAUUUCAGAUCAUUAUCUGCAUGCACUCCAACGACAGUUACUUCAUCGUGUGAAAUGUCUAAGUUAUUAGUGCCAUCAAAAUUAUCGCUGACAAACUCAUCUACGGAGUUAAAUAAACAGAUCUUUGAUGCCAAAAACGAAACGAUUUUGCAGUCACAAUUUCAUAUACCAUCUACUGCAUCAUCAGCAACUAAGUCUCAAGCAUCUCUUUUAGCAGCCCCGUUAACGUCAAAAUCACCAAAUUCACUGCAGCUUGCCGAAUCUUUAACACAAAAUUCAACAUCUUCUUUUGCUUCUUCAUCAUCAUUUAUUGCUUACGAAUCAACACCAGCAACACCAUCAGCAGGAUCACUGACUUCACAACCUCCGGUUCUGCCCAAGCACAAGUUGAAAAUUGUUAGAGUGGCCUCAUCUGGUGGUCAAAUAACUUACAAAGUUGAGAACUGCAUAGUCCCUGUUUCUCUUCCUGAAACUUCGACGAGCAACAAAGAUUCUAAGAAUAUUACUUCUUCUGAUUCGCUUCUCUCGUCAAGUAAUCCAACAAAAUCUGACAGCGGUUCAGUUGACCAAGGACUCGUAUUUGUUUCAUCAUCCUUUCCUUACUCGCAACCUUUUUCAUCACAAUCAUCAAAAAAAUCACCCCUAGCCAGCACUUUUCCAACAAAAUCUUCAGUAUUUGUAUCGUCAUCGAAAUAUCAAUUUAAAAACUCUCAUCCGAAAGCAGCAACUCCUUUGUCAUAUUUUCAAAAUCAACCUAUUUUUAAUGAAGCAAAAUUGAUGAAUAACACCAAAUAUCAGCGCAAUGCUAGUAACAACCAAUCAAAAAUAACAUGGAAGUCAACUUAUGGCGAAUUAUUACUAAGAAACAAUCUUGAAAAUUCAGUGGAUUGCACAUGCAACUUGAAGGCGUUCGUCAUCUGCAGCAAAUGCGGAGCCUUUUGUCACAAUGAAUGCAUUGGACCUUCUAAAAUGUGUAUUACCUGUCUUAUAACCACCUAA